Messenger RNA from Lactuca virosa, 276 nucleotides. The record is from the annotation of a GenBank genome assembly. NCBI's taxonomy places the organism in Eukaryota, Viridiplantae, Streptophyta, Magnoliopsida, Asterales, Asteraceae.
AUGUGUGGCUGCCGGCGUGGAGAAUGGAAAACAGGUGAUCCGGGAGCAGGUUGCCGCUGGAAAGUUUGUCUCCGGGGAACCGGAGCUACUGCGGAGCAUGCUCAGGCGAUGCAUGAUGUUAUAAAAUCUUUCAUGGAGAUGGACUUUGCCUCCUACCUUCUCUUGGGUGAGCUGGACAUAGGGGGCCUUCGUCAGAUUUGCGAUGAUCCUGACUCCGAGGAAGGCCAUCCUGAAGGUGGCACUUCUCACGCCGGACCUUCCUCCACCCCUCAGUAA